Messenger RNA from Pisolithus orientalis, 550 nucleotides. RefSeq lists its product as uncharacterized. NCBI's taxonomy places the organism in Eukaryota, Fungi, Basidiomycota, Agaricomycetes, Boletales, Pisolithaceae. The transcript has a single exon. The coding region runs from base 88 to 420 and encodes 110 amino acids. The record is from RefSeq and is a predicted model, not a curated record.
GUAGACGAUCCUAUACAGGACCAGUGUGUCGUUGUCCUUUCCAACAACAUUGACGGGUUGUCUUACAAUGGUAUGCCGUGACUGGAGAUGACAUAUACCGAAGAGACAAUGAAGGGGACGUGGUGUACGGGAAAACCAAUUCGCGGAGCGCUCUUCACGGUUGUCCAACGCAACCUGGCUCAGAACAAGAUUGACAUCGUUGAUUCGUUGAACUAUAUGAGGAGAUUUCAUUGGAUGUAUCGCGCUGCGAGGGAGAUCAACGAUCGGGUCUGUAUGGUGAGCGUCCAAUGCAUCCUCAUUCCAUGUUCUACCGCGGCUGACUGGGGUAGGCUUGGGUGUAUUGCUCGCUACUCUCGAUCUACGCAAGCAAUGCAACAGCGAACGCACGGAUGGAAAUGCACAUGCACAUGCCCCCAGUGACAUGCGCCAUCGACCUCUUCCACGUUAUGUACAAGCUAACUUCACGUUACUUGCCUUGCGAAUCUGGUACAGCGCUAUAAAGAUCCCUCUUCGAUGGUCCGAUGGGACUAUUAUGUAGUGUGUGCAGUAU